CAACUGCUUCAAAACAGAGUUAAAUAUUACAGAGAGAGGAUAAUUCUGAAACAGACAUUCUUUACACACAAUCAUGGAGGAUGAUUCAUCUCGGGCCUCUACGGGCGACAAGGAUAGCGGGCAGUCGUCGGCGUAUGACAGCAGAAUGUUCAAGUUCUCUGCUGGCACAAAUCUACCGUAUGACGAGUUCUCACGACAUAGAAAGAUACGGCAACCUAGGGAUCCCAUGUCUCACCGUUUGAUCGAGAAGAGGCGAAGAGAUCGCAUGAACAACUGUCUGGCUGAUCUUAGCAGACUCAUUCCACCAACAUACCUAAAACAACAAGGUCAAGGGAGGAUUGAGAAAACUGAAAUAAUUGAGAUGGCGAUUAAAUAUAUUCACAAUCUACGAGAGAGAGCACAGCAUGGCCCACAAGGCAGACCAGAAGUGCAACUCAACACAGCGGAUCUCUCCGAAGACAAAUACCCAACAAAAAAAUGUUGCCAACGUCAUUUUUAUUAUGGGUUCAAGGAGAGCAUGGAUGAAGUGGCAACGUUUUUGGUGGAGUGUCAGGGUUCCAGUCCAGAAGAUAUGCUCUACCAAGGCAUUAUAAAACAUAUGGAAAGGGCAAGCCAGAAAUACUAUCCAGGCAACUACAGCAGCAUCCCACAAGAGCCACCAGCAAUGUGGAAACCACAAGAUUCCAUGGAAAGCAGAAAUGAAGACGAUAUGCAGAUGUCCUCGUCCGGCAUUGGAAUGACAGAUCACAGUAGCACACAAGAAAACUCCCCCACAGAAGUCUCGGACUUGAGAAGCAGCAAUGGCGCUGAGAUCAAAGAUGACGGUUUGAAAAGCCUCCUAUCAAAUUUGCCAAACAGUGAGGAAAAAAAUACAGAAUCUACGACUACUGUUACUGAAAUGAAGAAUGAUGACAUUUGUGCUGGGAUGGAUGAGUCUGUUGAAGGAGAGUACCUCGAAAAUGGGGAAAUGCCGUCCCCUAUCGAGGAACCUACCGACCAGCAGUGCAGUUUGGACAGCAAUGGUGACAAGGUGUACAAAUUCAAAAAUAUCAUAAAACUGAGAUUCACAGAGGACAUGAAAAGUGGUCAUCGCUACAGUAAAACAGGCACUUCGAGUUCAUCCAACAGCUCCAAGGAGGAGAACGACAGUGAGAUGUUUCAGCUGAUGGGGAAUCAGUUGAACUCCUAUUGUGGAAGCUCGUCCUCCACAAACUACCCAAACUCUAGAGACAGCUCCACCAAUGGGUACAGCUCCAAUGGCAAUGGGUACAGCUCUCAAGGAAGUAGUGGCAGCGUGGGCCCCUCCCCGCACAAACAGCACUCGCACAGCCACAACAGUCACGUGUCAAAAAAACAAGCCAAUAAAGACUAUAUGGAGAGAGAUAUGAACGUCCCUGGCUUUGCCAUGCACCCCUCAGCAACGCAUUAUAUCCCCAUUAUGGUCCAUUUGUCCUAUUUGUCCCCCUUCUUGCAGCACUCUGAAGUAGAAAGCGUACAUCAGAUUUUUCACCCAAUCAGCAUUCCUGUCAGGCUCGGAGGGCCUGUCAUACCCCCGCCUCUUGUUUCGCUGGAGGGCAAACGAGCCAGUCAUAAUUGA
This is a messenger RNA of Lingula anatina, 1597 nucleotides long. RefSeq lists its product as uncharacterized. Lineage: Eukaryota; Metazoa; Brachiopoda; Lingulata; Lingulida; Lingulidae. Gene Ontology annotation, biological process: regulation of DNA-templated transcription. The record is from RefSeq and is a predicted model, not a curated record. Gene Ontology annotation, molecular function: protein dimerization activity; DNA binding.